UGUUGAUGGUGCAUGAUACAGUAUCGUGCAUAGAUGGACAAUUUUUUUUGACACGGUUUUGAUUGACCAACAAGACGACCUUAUCCGAUCGCUUAUCCAUAUUUGCACUCCUCUCACCUCAUACAAGUACCAGCUCCAUUAGAGAGGAGAGAAGGCCAGAGAGAGAGAGAGAGAGACGAGGGUUUAGAGAGAGAAAAUGGUUGGCUCACUCCAGGCUGGUUCUGUACUUAUGCAGCCAAGGAAGCAUGGUGGUGGAGUGGAAAUGAGUUGCAACUGAGUUCUAGAGAGAGAAAAUGGCACCAUGGCCAAAACCCAAACCCUAGUUUCUGCAACUCUUCUUCCUCAUCCAUUUGCCAACUUUCCGACCAUACACUUUUUACAAAUACCAAAAUCAAUUAUACUUCAUCUUCAUCUUCCUCCUCUCUCAUCUUCUCGGAAGCGCCCAAUACGAUCCCAACUCAAAUCAAGACCUGCCGGAAGAGAUCUCGACCGUCCACCCUCAACCAAGGAUGAAGCCAUUAACCAAGCCAGAACAUGCCUCUUGAAAGCGCUUGAAAAGCCCCUCAAUAACCCAAGAGUCACUGGAAAAUUAAAGAAGCAGAAACAACCAAGAUUCAGGCUUGAAGUUCCGGUCAUUGAUGAAUCCCCUCAAUCUCUCACGGGAAUAGCUGUUGAACUUUUCGGAAAAAUUAGACUCAAAAGGAAAGGUACGCCCGUUCAGUUUGUGUUGUUCUGGUCAGAUUCGAGCUUUAUCGAUGAAGCUGAUAGGGCACUUGAGCCAUUCAGAACUGUAAAAAAUGUCGAGCUUUCCACAAUGAAAGCAGGGAAUCGAGGUGGGUUUUCUGGAUUGGGUGAUGUGGUGGUUUUCAUGGCUCCUGAUUCUACCCAGCUUGAGCUUGUUGAAGCUGUUUGUGCAGAGAUUGAUGCAAAACCAGUUUUGAUUUUCAAUCCAAAGUGGGGUUUUGAUGAAGAGAGUGACUUUGGAAGGAUGGGUAGUUUUGUUUCUUCUUUUGACGUUAUUUAUUCGUUUAUGGGGUUAGAGGUUAGAGGGGUUUUGAGUAAGAGAAGAGGGGUGGUUUUCAAGUGCGAUAAUGGAGGAUGGGAGGUUUUAAUGGAGGAAGAGGGAGAAUUGAAGAUGGUUUCGAGGCUUAAGAAGAGGCCUUCUACAGUGGAGGUUGAGAAUGUUUUGUAUAAUUUGAUGGCCAUGAAUUCUCCUGUCACCAAAUCCAUGAGGUUUUUGAAGGAUUUGGUUUCUCGUGUCGGAGGAAGAAAGGAAUAAGCGAUGCAAUUGAUUUGAUUUCUUUUCUAUCCUUUUUCUUAUGAACAAUUGUUUUA
Amborella trichopoda is the source of this 1335-nucleotide messenger RNA. Its product is annotated as plant/protein (DUF1995). Gene Ontology annotation, cellular component: chloroplast. Lineage: Eukaryota; Viridiplantae; Streptophyta; Magnoliopsida; Amborellales; Amborellaceae. The record is from RefSeq and is a predicted model, not a curated record.